AUGACCGUCAUCACAGAACCAAACGAGCCGCAAAGAGAAAUGACUACCCAAAGCUUGAGUUGGCGCGAUAACGAUAAACAGGGCGUUUCAAACCGAAAUACAGAUGUUUAUUUUCCAAACAAUUAUCAUCCUCCCUGUAAAGACUUCAACCCUCCUUUGGAAAACUCCGGGAAACAGAUUAAGAGUGAGGCUGAGACUAAUUGGGGUCAGAAGCAAGUAUCAGCCGACACGGACGCCAAUUCUGCGCUGCUGGAAAAUUACAAGUUGGAGGAGAUUGGAGAAUCUAACUCCCACAUCUCUUUGCAACGGGGUUGCUCGCUGGAUGACAGAGGCAGCAUGGGGUCUGAACACAUGCUCGCAGAUGUGGUCUUCGACUUCCACCCAACGAGCUCAUCUUCGGGCGCGCUAGUUACGGACGGCAUUCGUAUCUGCGGCCUACAAAGCGAAGGAUUAUCUGGAAUUUAUGGGACAACGGACGGAUUCGCCGGUCCGCGGAAGCCGGAUGAAGGCGAAACAGAGAUGGACGUCGCUUCUCUGGACCACUUAGUGGACGGAAACAACCCAAAACACGCCUCUACUCUGUCACUCGCAUCCUCUAAAAGAAAACCUCGGAUCCUCUUCUCUCAAGUUCAGGUCUAUGAGCUGGAACGACGGUUCAACCAACAGCGUUACUUAUCGGCACCGGAACGGGAACAAUUGGCGCUUCUGCUGAAGAUGUCAUCGCAACAGGUCACUGUCAUUUAA
Molecule: messenger RNA, 744 nt
Organism: Dibothriocephalus latus
Lineage: Eukaryota; Metazoa; Platyhelminthes; Cestoda; Diphyllobothriidea; Diphyllobothriidae
Source: the annotation of a GenBank genome assembly